Molecule: messenger RNA, 565 nt
Organism: Pseudoliparis swirei
Lineage: Eukaryota; Metazoa; Chordata; Actinopteri; Perciformes; Liparidae
Product: hemoglobin subunit beta-1
Exons: 3
Coding region: 17-460 (147 amino acids)
Biological process (GO): oxygen transport; hydrogen peroxide catabolic process
Cellular component (GO): blood microparticle; hemoglobin complex; haptoglobin-hemoglobin complex
Molecular function (GO): oxygen binding; oxygen carrier activity; haptoglobin binding
Source: RefSeq, a predicted model, not a curated record
CUCUACUGCCGUCAACAUGGUCGAAUGGACAGACUUCGAGCGCGCCACCAUCAAGGACAUCUUCGACAAGAUGGACUUUGAAUGUGUGGGCCCUGCAGCUUUUUCCAGGUGUCUGAUCGUCUACCCCUGGACUCAAAGGUAUUUCGGUAACUUUGGAAACCUCUUCAACGCCGCUGCAAUCAUCGGGAAUCCAAAUGUUGCAAAACACGGAAUAACCAUCAUGCACGGUCUGGAGCGAGGUGUGAAGAACUUGGACCACAUGACCGAAACCUACGCCGAGCUGAGCGUGCUGCACUCUGAGAAACUGCACGUGGACCCAGACAACUUCAAGCUCAUUUCCAACUGCCUGACCAUCGUGAUUGCUUCUCGGAUGGGCAAAGCCUUCACUGGUGAAGUCCAGGCUGCGCUCCAGAAGUUCCUGGCCGUGGUGGUGUUCUCCCUGGGAAAGCAGUACCACUAAAGAGCUGCAACAGAAGACCCUCACAAGCUCACCAUAAAAAGCUGUGUGUUUUUUUUAGAUGUCUCCACGGCAUACAUAAAUAAAACAAUCAGCAUUUUAACAAGU